GGUGCGGCCCAAAUCACGACUACGGGUGCGCGCCACGAGGCGAACUGUGCCACUUGCACCAGUCGCCUCGUGCAUGCUUGGCGCCACAAUGGCACCCCGGUGGCUUCACCUCCCGGACGGCUGAAGUUGAUCCUGCUACUUCGCAGCCUCCCGGGACAUCCCGCAGCCACCGCCGCCCUAAAACGGAAAGCGAAACCUAAGGAGAAAUCCGUGCGGGAGCAAAGAGAGCAAACUUCCACCCUUCUCCGAAGUGGCACAUCCGACGGGCGGAGCUCUUUGACGGGAAAAAGGAACGCCCCGUGGCAAGACGCCGACGCAGGGAGAGACGGCAGAAAGGGUCGUCCUCGUCGUCACUGCGCCGCAGCUGCUCCCUCGCUUAGGAGGAGGAGGAGGAGGAGGAGGAGAACAACGAUGGCCUUCGCCUGGAGUUUCCUCUGGAGCCUUUGCCUCCUUUUGGGUCUCCUGCUGCUGCCCGGCGGUUCUUCUGAACAGUGUGAGGCUUACAAAGAUGCCUCUGGACGUUGGCAUGCACAGCAGAUUUGCUCAAAAUUAUGCUGUGGGACCUGCACUAAUCGUUAUUGUUGCUCAGACCCCUUUGACAGAAAUUAUCAGUCUCUCUGUUCCUUGGAAAGUCCAUCUUUCAAGCCUGAACCAUUCAAGAUAGACCCAGAUUUUGAAGAUCUAUAUACGGCUGAUUACAGUGGGACAUUUAUAGCAAUUGGCAUUUCAAUUUUCGUCGUGUUUGUAGUAGGCAUCAUUCUCUGCUUCACCUGCUCGUGUUGCUGCCUAUAUAAAGCCUGCCGAAGGAGACCGCAGCCUGUUGUAACAACAGCCACAACUGUGGUGCAGAUGCCUUACCCUCAGCAGCCUGGGGCACCAGUUGCUUAUGCUGGAGGAGCAUACCAAGGAUACAAUCCAUUGCCGGUACAGCCCCAUCCUGGAAUGCCACCAGCACCCUACCCAACCCAGUACCCUCCACCCUAUCCUACACAGCCUAUAAGGCCACCACCAUACCAGGAAACAGUGCCAGCUGGUGCCUCAGCUCCUCCAGCUCAACCCCCUUAUAAUCCAGCAUACAUGGAUCCUCCAAAGGCUUCCUAUUAAAUGGACUUUUGCUGUUGUGUGUCUGUCUGGAGGCCUCUUCAAAUUGCCUUUUUCACGUGGAGUUCUUUCUGAAGAUGAUAUUCUGAUAUACCUGUUUGGAGGGAUGGAUCACAGUUUAGACAAUUUUAUUUACAGCGCAUUGAGAAGUGCAAGAAAUUAAAGCAAUUAAAAGAUGACUUUUGUAAAAAAAAAAAAAAGGUGUGUGUGUGAAUCUAAGAAAGAACUUAAAAAGUAAGCAUUGGGAAUAUAAUUGGACUAAACAGGGACAAUCAUUUGAGGGAUUAUUUUGGCAUUGUUUCAUCAAAAUCAAUUUAAAAUGGGCUAACCUCUUUCCAUCUUAGUACGGAAGGGUAACAUCUGAUGUGAAACACUAUGUUUUCUAAGUAAUAGGGAAAUAGCUCUUUAGCAAGAAAUGGGGCAUGUUGCUCAAUAAUCCCUUUGUUUUUGUCCAUUACACAGCAGUUGCAUAGUCUUUCAGUAUCACAGUACAAAUACUUUAAUUUCAUUAGAGUUUUGUCACUAUACAAAAAAAAAAAUCUUUUGUAUUCUCUAUUGCAUGGAGAUGGUUGAAUGGGAUCAUUUAUCAGCUUUCUGUGUUCUGCAACAAAAUAUUACAGCAUGUUGUGCUCUUACAAAAGAAGACCAGGACUUGCACCAAACAAAGAUAAAUAAGCUGGUGACCUCCUCUACUUUUAUCUAUAGUUCCCAGAAUCCCUUGCCUUUAGCAUCCAGAGGCUGCUGGGAAUUUAAAUCCAGCUGGAGGGACAUUAAAUUACAUAGCCCUGCUCUAGGCUAUUUAAAUAGGAUAUUUCAUUCCUCCUUACGUUAACCAUUUUUCUUACCUAACUGACAGUUUCCUAUAGGCACAUAUAGUUUUGAUAAGGUGGUAUUUUGAUUAGAGUCUCACCAGCCUGAAUGUACUAUUAGAAGGAGGAAAUAUCACAGUAAUGUUUCAUUUUAAGUACGUGUUUUGCUGCAGUUUCAGAAUAAAUCCAUUUCUCAAUUGAAAGUAACUUUUCAACUACUUAAGGGGAGAGAGAGAAAGAAAGAAAGGUGAAUUUCUAUAAACAUUAUAUGUAAUACAUUUGGCAACCUAGAGACUUGUAUGAAAGUGGAAAUAUUUCAAAACUCUUUACAUAGUAAUAUGGAAGUAAUUUGAUAAGGAAGAAAGCCUAAUCCUGGGCUAACACCCCAGGAUAGAGAUGGCUCCCAAUCUCUGCAUAGCUAAAGCAAUCCAAAGAAAAACAACUUUGCUCCAAAUAAAGUGACAUGGCAUCCAAAAUAAAUCAGUGCAGCUCAUAAAACCAGCCAACACUAUGAGAUUAUAUACAUUCUGAGAACUCUAGUCUCUGUUUAGAAAUACCCCAGCCAAGAGAUAAUAUGGUUUUUUCCCCCGUUGCUAAUAGUUUUCCGUAGUUACAGAAUUCUAGUCUUGGUGUUCGAUGAAUAUUUCUGUCACCUUUGCGUCUUCUAACUCUCCCAAUUUCAGUUCCAUUUUCUAUUUAAAAUACUUGCAGAAUAAUUAAGAGUGAAUUCUGUAGGGCUUUCAUUUAAUAUGUAGCGGACUUUACAGUAAAUAACACAGGAACAUUUCUCUUCAGAUGUUGUAUCUCCUCUGCCUUAAUGGCUUGUAUCAGUCUUUUCCAAACCACUAAUCUUGAGAGAUACUGAUUUAUGGCCAUGCUUCAGUGGUGGGUUGCUACCGGUUCGCCCCGGAUUGGGCGAGCCAGUAGUGGCGGUGGCAGGAGUCUCUGCCCACCCGCCCAGAUGUCUCUGCACAUGCGCAGAAAUGUCGCACAUACGCAUCCAUGAGUGAACCGGUAGCGAUGGGAUUUGAAACCCACUACUGCCAUGCUUGCUGGAGAUACAAUAAAUUAUAAUCCAACAUGAUAAAGUGAACUCAUCUGAGAGAAGUGGGCUACGUUAUGUUACAGAAAAAAUGAAAGGAUAUCAGAAAAUUAAAGGUUAUAUAUGUGGAUAAUGAAAUACUUCUUUGUGCCUAGGAAGAGAAAAUGGUUGAUUUCUGCGGUUUGUGUUAAGCUCUGCUAUUACACUUUGUAAAUACAGACAAUCUUCAAUUUACAACUAUAAUGAAGCUUGCCAUUUAUGGUCAUAAGUCAUGACAAUUAUAAAGCAGAACAUCAUGUGAUUUUAUGACUUUUUUUGCAAACAGUUGUAAGACAAGGAUUACCUGUAAGUCUGAAAGAGUUUGCCUCCUUAUUCCUACCCAUUAGUUAUUUCAGCAAGCUUUGGAUUUUAUGACAGCAUGACUCUUAUGUUUUUACUUCCACUUAUGUCUUACAAAGAAUACCUCUAUCACUGUGCUGUAAUUAUGGAAUCAUAGUAUUAUUUUGUUGAAGGCCGUUUUGCCUGCUUGCCUUGAGUGCUGCCUCUGUUUCCUUAUUCAGGCUAUAUAUGCUGAGAGUAGUUUCUAAUCAUUGUAAUGUGUGAAAUCACAGUUAAUGUUGGCAAGAUUUCAGUAAUUGACAACUGAUAACAGAAUUUCUCCAAAAGUAUUUGCUUAUGAAAAAUUUAUAAUAGAAGGUAUUUCUUUAAUGGCGCUUCUACUGUUAGAAGUGGGUCCUGUUACAAUUCAUAGUACUUGUCUGAAGUAUGAAGGAUUGUAACAAGUGGCACGUGUAGUGUCUCAAUUAAAAUGCUGCAUUCUUUGUCGAAGAAAAGAUUUUAGUUUAUCCUUUUUUAUUGUGAAUUUUUAAAGUGCCUUUUCAAAUUUUUGUAACUGUCACCAUAGCUAUUGUACAAUAUUAACGUACCGUGAUGUUUUUGUUCAGAAUCUUUGAUUUUGUUUUUAAUAAAAAAUUUUCCUUUAUAUGUUGUUGCUUCCAGUAAAGAAAAUACCUUUAGAAAAAAAAGCUAGCAUAUUUGUGGCUAUUUGUAAUAAAUCAGACCAUUUAAAAUACGCAUUGCUUUUAAAUGACUUUAAUUUGGCUUAGAUUAAAAGUGUUUGCAUCCUUGAAUUGGACGUCACUGGUCCUAGCUCAAAGUUGCAUGGAGCUGUUUUCACAUUCGCUUAGUCUUAUAUUCAUUUUAAUUAAACAUUCCCACACAUUUCAAUUA
Messenger RNA from Pantherophis guttatus, 4182 nucleotides. RefSeq names its product shisa family member 5 (gene SHISA5). The record is from RefSeq and is a predicted model, not a curated record. Lineage: Eukaryota; Metazoa; Chordata; Lepidosauria; Squamata; Colubridae.